This is a messenger RNA of Anoplophora glabripennis (Asian longhorned beetle), 843 nucleotides long. RefSeq lists its product as uncharacterized. Gene Ontology annotation, molecular function: nucleic acid binding. Gene Ontology annotation, biological process: DNA integration. The record is from RefSeq and is a predicted model, not a curated record. Bases 1 to 843 code for a protein of 280 amino acids. Lineage: Eukaryota; Metazoa; Arthropoda; Insecta; Coleoptera; Cerambycidae. The transcript has a single exon.
AUGAUUGAUCGAUUUUCUCGCUGGCCAGAAGCUGUACCCCUGUGUGACCAAGAAGCAGCGACAGUUGCUCGAGCUCUUUUUGACCACUGGAUUGCCAGAUUUGGGACGCCUGUACGAAUUACCACCGAUCAAGGCAGACAGUUCGAAUCAUACCUAUUCAAGCAUCUAAACUGCUUGUUAGGCGCAACCCACCUAAGGACGACAGCAUAUCACCCGGCAGCAAAUGGUUUAGUGGAACGAUUCCAUAGACAACUGAAGGCAUCAAUAAUGUGCCAUGGCGGUACCAGAUGGACGGAGACCUUGUCCACGGUGCUCAUGGGAAUUCGUUCAGCCUGGAAAGAGGACAUCCAAGGAACAGCAGCAGAACUAGUGUACGACCAGUCACUACGCCUGCCUGGAGAGUUCCUAGCCCCACAACAUCUAGACCAAGCCGCUAAAGACGCUGCAGAGUUUGUGAAGUCGCUCCGUCUGCUGAUGAGAGACUUACGACCCAGUGACGGGUCGCGACACAAUAACCAAAAAAUUUUUGUCUUCAAAGACCUCGCCACCACAGAUCAGGUUUUUGUAUGCCGACACAGCGCGAAGCGUAUCCUGCAACAACCAUACGACGGACCAUAUAAAGUGUUAAAGCGGAAUGAGAAGACGUUUGUCGUUCACAUCAACGGACGUGAUACUACCGUCUCCAUUGAUAGACUGAAACCAGCUUACAUCGCAUCCGAGGAAACAACCAACCCGGGUGGUCUUCGCAAUAUCCAGGAAGAUAACGUCAUCAGGAACGUCAGGACCACAAGAGCAGGCAGACGUGUCCGAUUCCCAGAUCGACUGCAAGGCGGAUUCAAUUAA